CUGCCGCGCUCGCCCGCUCCUCCCGGCUCAAGUCCUCCCGGGACUACUUGCCCGCCCCGCGAGAUUCAUCCGCACCACAGGCGGCCCCCAGCGUGUCUGUGGGGAAGGGGCCGCUCCGCGCUGAGUAGAGGGAGCCGUGGCUCCGCGCCCGCCGCUCCCCGCCCGCCCUUCACGCUUCGGGCGUCGGGGUUUUGGCGGAACCGAGGGCGGGAGCCUCUCCCCGCUGCCUCGUCUGGCGGCCGUCGAACCCCGGACUAUUUUCCGCGGCGGAGGCAGCGGGGUGUGAGAGGUUCGACGGCGGAGGGGGCCGCUGGCGGUGCCGGGUUCGCACCUCAGGAGUGGGCGGGCGGCAGGUCCGGGAGGGGUGUUUACGCCGGCUCUGCUCCCCUUACCUCAGGUGCGACGUCCUGGCCGUGGCCGCACAAACUCUGCUGUCCGCACACCGCGGGGACAAGGAGGUGACCGAGAGGCGGCUGGGGGGGGGGAGACCCACCGCUCCCUGAGCCGCGCAGAGCGUCCUCCCCUUCCUCCGGCGGCAUGGGCUGCGCUGGGCUGCUGCGGGUGCUGCUGCUUCUUGUCUGCCUGGGCACGGAGCCGGCGAGCGGGGGUGGAAAGAAGUCUUACAAUGGGCCAUGUGGGGGCCGUGACUGCAGCGCUGGAUGCAAAUGUUUUCCAGAGAAGGGCGCAAGGGGUCGACCAGGACCGAUUGGGAUUCAAGGACCAAUAGGUGCUCCUGGAUUUACUGGUCCAGAAGGUUUGCCAGGAGCAAAAGGUGAGCGAGGAGCAGUGGGCCCCCCUGGACCACCUGGACACAAAGGCAUCAAGGGCUCAAUGGGAGUUCCAGGAUUUCAAGGAAUCAACGGGAUCCCAGGUCACCCUGGCCAGUCUGGACCCAGAGGUCUGCCUGGCCUUGAUGGCUGCAAUGGUACCAUUGGGAGUCCUGGUGUUUCUGGAACAGAUGGAUUUCCUGGCAUUCCUGGGCUGCCGGGUCGUCCUGGCCCAAAAGGUCUUAAAGGAGAACCUGUUUUUGCUCAAGGCAGCCUUAAAGGAAUGAAGGGAGAAAAUGGUCUUCCUGGAUUGGAUGGAAUUUCUGGCCCAAAAGGUUUUCCAGGUCCAACAGGUCCUGCAGGCCCUAUAGGAUUACCAGGUUUGCAAGGUCCAGUGGGUCCCCCUGGGCCACCAGGUCCAAAAGGUAAUAUGGGAUUAGGCUUUCAAGGAGAGAAAGGAGAAAAGGGCGAUGUAGGACUGCCUGGCCCUCCAGGUCCCCCACCAUCCACUGGAAUACUAGAAUUCAUGGGAUUCCCCAAAGGGAAGCAAGGAGAAAAGGGUGAGCCAGGCCUUCAAGGAUUGCCUGGAGAAAAAGGAUUGCCUGGCCUGCCGGGCUUUGGAGGUGUUGGAGAAAAAGGAGAAAAAGGUGUGCCUGGCUUGCCAGGUGGCAGGGGUCUUCUGGGACUGGAUGGAUCGGAUGGGAUUCCAGGGAGAAAGGGUCAUCCGGGUAUUCCAGGCUAUCCAGGACUGGAUGGAGUUGAAGGCACAAAGGGCGAAUUAGGUGACAUCGGUCCCCCAGGCCCUCCUAUCAUUGUUGACAGGGAAGGUGUAGUCAUUUCAGGUGCCCCAGGUGACCCUGGAAACCCAGGAAUACCUGGUCCUCCAGGAGAUGAAGGGGGCAGUGGUUUACCAGGCCUUCCGGGAGCUCCAGGGUUUCCAGGCCUGGAGAGAGAUGGAAUGGGCCUCGGAGGGUCUCCAGGGAUUCCAGGUGUGAAGGGUGAAAUGGGAGAACCAGGAAGAGCAACAAUUGGAUUACCAGGCAGUCCUGGUAGAGGUGGUUUACCGGGUCUGCCAGGAGCACCAGGAUUGCCUGGCUCAUCACGCCCUUCAUUCCUCCCGGGCGCAAUCCUGGAUGGAAGGACUGGGGUCCCCGGAGAGCCUGGACAGAGAGGGCUUCCAGGAGCGUUGGGUCCAAAGGGAUACAAAGGAGAGGCAGGUGAUUGUGCUUGUGAUGGAGGAGUUACAAGACCUGGUGUAAAAGGCAUCUCAGGUCCACAAGGUCCAACGGGAAUCCCUGGCGUGCCUGGGAUCAAGGGCAUUAGUGGAGAUCCAGGCACUGUGGGCGCGCCAGGACUGCGAGGCCCUCUGGCUUCAGCUGGCCAGCAAGGUCUUCCAGGCCUUAAGGGAGAAAAAGGAGAUUCAAUCUAUGCAACAGGCAGAGGUGCUCGUGGGGACCGUGGUGCGACGGCGCCCAGAGGACCUUCAGGCAUCCCAGGAACUCCUGGCAGGGAUGGACUUUCAGGUUUGCCAGGCCCGCCAGGCCCUCCGGGGGAUGGUGCGCUGGGAUUCCCAGGGGAAAAAGGACUGCCAGGAUUACCUGGCACCAAGGGCCAUCACGGAGAGACUGGUUCUCCUGGCGUUGGAUAUCCAGGUCCUAGUGGAGUUCGUGGGCCGCCAGGUGACCCAGGGCUGGAUGGCCUUCCAGGACAAGCAGGUCUUCCAGGACCCCCGGGUAUCACCUUGCCCUGCAUAGUCCCUGGAGCGUAUGGCCCCCCUGGGAUUCCCGGCUUCCCAGGAUUGCCAGGUCCCAAAGGCAGCAAAGGCUUUCCUGGCAUUCCAGGGCAACCUGGGUUACAUGGGUCAAAAGGACAGCCAGGGUCUCCAGGAAUAAUUGGCUUACAAGGGGAACCCGGCUUCCCUGGACCUCGAGGAGAGCAAGGGUCCCAAGGACUUCCAGGACUGGAUGGGACAGAUGGUUUGCCUGGGAAGAUGGGUCCUUCAGGCUUAGCUGGAACUAAAGGAGCUCCUGGAGAUGUGUUUGGUGCUGAGAGUGGAGCCCAGGGAGAGCGUGGCCGACCUGGACUCCCAGGUGAUAAAGGGCUUGCAGGUGAUAUUGGAUUUCCAGGACCAAAAGGGCUGGAUGGGAGACCAGGCCUCCUAGGUGUUAAAGGUGAAGUGGGGAAUCCAGGCUAUUCCGGUGUCCCUGGAUUGCGAGGACCUCCUGGCCCUGGAGGUCUUUUUGGCAUUAAGGGAAAACCAGGACCGUUGGGAUCGGUUGGCCUGGUGGGAGCUCCAGGCUGUCAAGGGCUUCCUGGAGUCAAAGGAUUGACUGGGGAUGUAGGUCCUCAAGGUCCUGCCGGAAUGAAAGGCUUCCCGGGGCUUGAUGGUGCUCCAGGAUCUCCUGGAGAAAGAGGAUUCUUGGGGCCACCUGGGCCUUUUGGUCAUGAUGGACGUCCAGGUUUCUCUGGGCCAAAAGGUGAGAAGGGAUCUUCUGGCCUGCUUGGUUUCCCUGGCAUGCCAGGCCUGCCUGGUGUCCCCGGGGUGAAUGGGUUUAAAGGAGCUCCUGGCGCAGCUGGAGGAAAAGGAAGCCCUGGAGUUCUGGGACUGCAAGGUCAAAAAGGUGACAGAGGCGAUGUAGGUCCACCUGGUCUUCCUGUUCUUGGGCCUCCAGAACAGGCACUGCAAUUCAAAGGAGACAAAGGAGAUCCUGGAUUAGCUGGACUUGGAGGAUUCCCAGGACCUAGAGGUGAUAAAGGAAUCCCAGGAAGCCGUGGACAGCCGGGUCUUCCUGGACCUGCUGGGUCAGCAAGCAGAGAGAGAGGUUUUCAUGGUGAGCCAGGCUUCCCUGGUCCAUCUGGACAGCCUGGGCUGCCAGGACAGAAGGGUGCACGUGGUAUCAUAGGAUUUCCAGGAAUGCCAGGAGAGAGGGGUUCAGAUGGUAUCACAGGACCGCUUGGAUUCCCAGGACCUGUUGGCCUCCCUGGUCCAAAGGGUGACCAGGGAGAGUCUCUUGGCGUUCCUGGCAGUGCUGGAGUGAAAGGAGAGCGAGGGGACCCAGGCUUCCCAGGGGAGAGAGGGAGAGAAGGGCUCAAGGGUGAAGCAGGCUACCCAGGAAGCACUGGAGUGAAUGGGCUCAAAGGUGGCCCAGGAGACGUUGGCCAAGAAGGACCAGCAGGAAUUCCUGGAAAUGCUGGCCUGAGAGGAAUCCCUGGGCCACCAGGGCCUCCAGGGCAGCCGGGAUCUGUCGGAUUCCCUGGAGCUCGUGGAACAGCAGGACCCAAAGGGUUUCAUGGAUUUCCAGGUUUAAAUGGUCUGAAUGGCUUGCCAGGCACAAAAGGGUCUCCUGGAACACCAGGUCUGAGUGAAGUUGGACUGAAAGGCCCUGCAGGUCUCCCAGGUGUGAAGGGUGAAGAAGGUUCUCCAGGCUUGGGUAGAGGUGCUCUAGGAUUUCCGGGACCAAAAGGCUCAUCAGGAGACAUGGGUCCCCCAGGUCCUGUGGGACUGCCAGGCUUGCCAGGAACUCCUGGCGUUUCUCUUCCUUCUGAUAUACGUGGGAGGCCUGGGGAUGCUGGCCAUCCAGGACUUGAUGGGAGCUCAGGUCCUCCAGGUCCUCCAGGACCACGAGGGCCCCCUGGACCAGCUUCUGACCAAGGUGACACAGGCAAUCCAGGUUUCCCUGGUGUGCUUGGCUUGCGAGGCAUUAAGGGCGAUGUGGGACCCACUGGUCCAAUCGGGCUCCCUGGAGUGUCUGGAUUCAAAGGUGUAAGAGGUGAGCCUGGACUUAUGGGGAUGCCAGGUAAAGAUGGGCCUCCAGGGGAUCCUGGUUACCCUGGCCUGAAAGGUGAAAUGGGCCGUCGAGGUCUCCCUGGCCGACCAGGGGCUCCAGGUAUAACCCCACAGCCAGAAGAAGUCACAGCCCCUGCAGGCUUACCUGGUCUGCCAGGGAUUGAUGGUGUGCCUGGCUUUGAUGGAGAUCCUGGGUUCCAAGGCCCGGUUGGAAAACCAGGUACAAAAGGUCUGCCAGGCAGAUCUGGUCUGAAAGGACGUGAUGGUUUACCUGGAUCGCCUGGCAUCGUUGGGGAUCCAGGACCUGUGGGUACCCCAGGACCACAGGGAUUUGAAGGUGUCGCUGGAAAGCCAGGCUCGCUUGGUUUGCCGGGAAUGCCGGGUCGGAGCGUGGGCGUUGGGUACACAUUAGUGAAGCACAGCCAGUCAGACCAAAUCCCACCUUGCCCCAUAGGAAUGAACAAGCUCUGGGAUGGCUACAGCUUACUGUAUGUGGAGGGGCAGGAAAAAUCACACAACCAGGAUCUUGGUUUUGCUGGCUCCUGUUUGCCUCGCUUCAGCACCAUGCCUUUUAUUUACUGCAACAUCAACGAAGUGUGCUACUACGCCAGCCGAAACGACAAGUCCUACUGGCUCUCCACCACUGCUCCCAUCCCCAUGAUGCCGGUGGACAGCACGCAGAUCCCCCAAUACAUCAGCCGCUGCUCAGUCUGUGAAGCGCCCUCGCAGGCUGUGGCCGUGCACAGCCAGGAUAUCACCAUCCCCCAGUGUCCCCUCGGUUGGCGCAGCCUCUGGAUAGGAUACUCCUUCCUCAUGCACACAGCUGCUGGUGCAGAAGGUGGAGGUCAGUCCCUCGUCUCACCUGGUUCUUGCCUGGAGGAUUUCCGCGCUACUCCAUUCAUUGAAUGCAACGGUGCCAGGGGGACGUGCCAUUACUUUGCAAACAAAUACAGCUUCUGGCUCACGACCGUCGAACAGUCACAGCAGUUUGUCAGUGCCCCUCCCUCAGAAACCCUGAAAGCAGGACAGCUUCGAACAAGGGUGAGCCGCUGCCAGGUGUGCAUGAAAAACUUGUAACAAAAACGCACAAAAAUAACUCGUUACCUAAGAGUAGGUAGCACUGAUGUGAAGAAGGAUAAAUUCAAACUGGUUUUGUGCGUGCUCAAUGAAUUCAUCAAGACAGCCAGAAUUCCACAAAAAUCAAGGGUUGAGUCCAGGAGUCUGCACGCAGAGAAGGGAAGACCAGUGCUCUGAAACCUGUUUUUUGGAACAUGGUGCUAUGCUUUUACUUUAAUGUUGUUUGGGUUAUUUUUCCUCAUUUAUGGCUACCUCAGAAAGCCUCUGCGAGUUCCUUAUUCAGACUGAAGACUAACUGCUGUCUCGUGUUAUACCACUCCUCUGUCCAAGGCACACACCAGCCAUCAAGAGAGACUUCUCAGAAGUUACGCUUUAUGGUGUCUUUGCAAACAGUAUUUGGCCUAGUGUAUGGGAAUGAAGACUCAUUCUCCUAUGAAAUACAGAACUAGCUAGAAUUUAUAAUGCAUUGUAGACGACUUAGCAUCAAUGCCUUAAACAUUAAUGGUUGAUAACUGACUUCAUUAGGAGUCAAAAGAUGAAUUUGUUUUGCUUUGCUCGUUCAACAGAUGGGACGUUCUUUGGCUUUUUGAUAGGUGAUCAACUGUAAUCCAGGCUCAUAUCCAUGGUUGACUUAUAAGAGCUCUCCCAGUGAAAAAUACACCUUUUGAUGUGGAAUCCAAAACACCCCUAGCAUUCUUCAUAGCUUUCUGUUGAGAUAUAUUCCAGGUAAAAUGUCUGCUUCAGGGUUUGUGCUUAUCUGUGUGCAGGCAGAAACCCUUCAUUAUUAUGAACAUAAAUCUUCUUUCUGAGGUAGCCUUGGCACAGUUAUCUUCUAAUUAUUCAAGCUGUGUGUAUUUAAAAAGUAGAGGCUUACUAAAUAGCACGCAGGCUUAUGCAAACACAGAAGAAAGCAGUUAUGAGGUGUACAUUUUUACUUCUGCAGCCACGAUCCAUUGUAUUCUUCUUCUUCUAGGCUUUAUUUCUGUCAGUUUAAAAAACUGUAUUUCUGUUGUAUGCACUGUUAAGCAGUCCCAGUUACUUUCAGGGCAUAAUUAAAGAGAAAUGUUACUAACUGUAUCAUCCUUACAUAUUUUGAGGGAAAGCCAUGAAAAAAGCAAGUGAACGUAAUGUAUAUCAUGAAUUCAUUUCGUUGGGCGAAAGCUGUUACCCAUCUUUCUUUCUAGAGGGAAGCAUACGAAAAAUCCUUGUAAACUGACAUUCCAUGACAUUUAAAAGAAGUGCCUUGAAAAUACACUAUCACCUUGGCAUAAAGAUUGUAAAGAUAUUUCAUUUCAGAAAAUUACUACUAAUACAAGACCGAGACAUUAUUUUAAAGUGUUACUUCUUUACUAGGUUUUAGAGCUCUAGCUCUAUCCAGCAAACGAUUUAAGAAAGUGCUUAGUUUUAAGCAGGUAAUGUUUUUACCUUGGAGGAAUUUGAACAAGGUGAUCGAUAAGGUCACAACCCUUCCAACCCAAACAGUGGUUUUUGGAUUUGGAUUUUGCAUAACUAGGAUUUUGUAGAUUAUUUAUAUGCAUAAUGUGAUGUUACCUUUCCAGAUCAGGGUCAGAGAGCUCUGCUUAUUUAAGAGCUGAAUCACGGUUUAGUCUUUCCUUUAACAUAUUCCUACUUCUGAAAGACCUGCAACUGCUUUGGAUGUAUUUUGCAAAUAUUUUUAAGGCAUUUUAACACUCCUGAGUGACAAUCCUUUUGUGCACAGUAUCUCAUCUACUUCUUAGCUGUCCUAGCACAGACAGAUCAUACGGUAUGUGCAUCUUGGUUUAAGCAAAUGCAACUUAAAAAAACUGUCUGCACCCAGUAAAGCUCACAGUUUUUUGAAAAUUUCUGAAAUUAACUCUGGGAAACUCCAACAGGGACUUGGUUUUAUUUUUGAACAUGGAUGCAUGCAAAUGUGUGUUUUGAUUAUUAUUUUUUUUUCCAGUAUCAGAGCUUUAUGCAUUUUAAGUGCCAGUAUCUUUAGGGAACUACCUCUCUUGCAGUAAGCUGGCUCUGUUGAUACCAAUACCCAACCUUCCGUCAAGUUCAACAAACCCAGCCUGUUCCUGCUCUGUUUACACAUACGCUAUUCUCAGUCAGGUACCGAGGGUGUGAAUUCCUAUCACCAGGCAUUCUUCCAGCAGCCCUAUUUUCAGAAGUCUGGUUACCCCAACCAGGAACACUUCUUCAAGAAGUCUGCAGGGCCUCACAAGCUUUUGCUGCAUGCGGAGGGCUUGGCCCUGAAGAGUUCUUGAAUCUCCUCAAAAACCAUGCAGCUAAUCCCUGGAGAGAGAAGGAAGAAAAUUAUAUUUCUUUCUACAUUUGUGGUUUCCAAACUGUAGUUAAUAAACAUUAAACAAGAUUAAAGAGGAUCUCGUUAACUCUUUUGUUUGAAAAAACACUGGCCCUGAUCGAGAGGUGUGAGUGAGAGGAGACAGUAUUCAGUAUUUCUCUAUGCUGUCAUUUAUUGGUGAAGAUGAAAGUCUGCAAUUCAUGUUCAUUACACUAGCAUGACAAAAUGACCACAAGUGGGACUGUCUGGUAGUGAAAAGGAACUUUAGCACGGAUUAAAAAUCUUUGCCUUUCUUUAUUCUGAACUGUUUUUCUUAUGGCUGCUAGAGAGAUGCUCUGCCUUAGAAAUAAAACUGCCCAGCGUGUUCUGAUAAACCUGUAGAGUUAAGGCACUUCUACCAAAACAGAUUUCAAAAGGCAAAAAGUCAAAGAGCAACAACUCAGUAAUCUGUGUACGCUUAUAUAUUAAGUUUUAAGAUAACCUGGUUUAUAUUUAGUUCACACAAAUUAACAAAACAUAGCAGCAUACAACCUAAGAAAAGCUUAAGAAAUUUAUUAGAUGCACAGAUAAAGUGCUGUAACAGAGAAACUUGUGUAAAUCUAUAUUAAAAUAAAUAAGGUACAGUUAAACCACCUUUGACUCAUUUUAACUCUGAAAGAAAUCACCUAAGUUUUAAUAAUUUGAAUUUUAAGGUCAAGGUGAAAUAUUCCAUAACGGUAACAGUGGUUGUGAUCUGUAUCAACUACUUGAGUCUCCUGUUCCUCUUGAGGUCUCCCAGAAACAGGAAGGCUAUUGCAAAAUGUAUACAUUAGACAUAGUUCCUUUUACAGAAACAUUUUUGUAAUAGUCUGGUUGCUCAAAUACAUGUUAAAAUAUUUAACACGGAAACAAUUUUCUCCUGAUCCAGUCGAUCUUUUAAACAAGACAAUGUAUUUUUCCUAUGAUGCAGCCCACAGGAGGGAACAGAAGUAAACAUCCUCCUUAACUGAAGACUGUUUUGCUUUAAGAAUUAAACUAUUGCAUUAUUA
Oxyura jamaicensis (ruddy duck) is the source of this 8949-nucleotide messenger RNA. RefSeq names its product collagen type IV alpha 6 chain (gene COL4A6). The transcript is spliced from 46 exons. The record is from RefSeq and is a predicted model, not a curated record. Gene Ontology annotation, molecular function: extracellular matrix structural constituent. Bases 538 to 5631 code for a protein of 1697 amino acids. Lineage: Eukaryota; Metazoa; Chordata; Aves; Anseriformes; Anatidae. Gene Ontology annotation, cellular component: collagen trimer; basement membrane.